AUGUCUGUCUUAAUUCUGGACGACACGGACCCAUCAAUUGUGUAUACCGGCCGUUGGAAUAGAGCAGGCUCUUCCAACGAGUUUAAUCGGACCACCACUUGGACGCUUUCUGCGGGAGCGUCAGCGAGGUUGAGCUUUCGCGGAACGGCCAUCGGGGUCUUUGGGACAAUCAGCACUCGCCUCCGCAGCUCAAGAGAGCCGGAAUCGACGUACCGCAUUGAUGGCGGCGAUCCUGUGACGUUCAGAGCGACCCAGACGGACCGCACCCAGUUCACCCAGCAGUUCUUUCAGUCCCCUCUCUUACCGGACGGCGAACAUACUCUCGAAAUCACCCAUCCUGAGACGACCGAACCGGUCUUCCUUGAUUUCUUCCGCCUUAUCGGGACACCAAUCGAGCCGUCCAGUAUCUCCUCCGCGUCGUCGGCCAGCACCAGCGCGUCCAUUUCCAGCACGACUGACAGCGCGAGCAGCAUCGACACGACGAGCAGCGUUAGCACGACGAGCACGAUUGCGACGACGUCCAGACUGCCCAUCACAGUCACUGUAACCGCGACGCCAAGCGCAAGUUCCAUACAGGCAGCGACUGCAGCCGAUUCCCAACAGUCACCAAGCUCCAGUGCUGGUGCCUUGGGCGCCACAAGCGGAUCAUCGAGCUCGGCCAAUGCAGGCGCUAUCAUCGGCGGUGUGCUCGGCGGGAUGGUUUUCCUUUUUCUCCUAAUAUUCGGGCUCAUGUUCUGGCGAAGGCGGCGGCGAGGAGCAGACGUCGGGCGGACGAAGAGUAUCGUGAGCUUCUUUAACCGCCCGCCAGCUACACCGGGCGAGCCCUUUGUUCUGAGGGACCCGCCUAGACCUGAUCGUCCACCGAUGACCCAGGCAACUGGCAACAUGCCAGGGUAUGGCUACGAUCAUGAAUGGCAAGGAGGAUAUGCUCAAUCCUUGUACGGCAAUGCAUACCCUUCUUCGACCAGUGUGUCGGCCUACGGUCAAGCCCCUCAGACAGCGUACGGAACGGGUGGAUACCUCCCGCCUUCACAGCUCGUAAAACAGCACAAUGAAGCCAACCGCAUGCCUAACUAUGCCGCGACCACCGCAGAUUACGGUUAUGGCUACGGUGUUGGGCUCGGUGGUGCCGGGAUGGGAAAAGAGGGUCGAACGCGAGUGCGUUUGGACUGA
This is a messenger RNA of Cyclocybe aegerita, 1173 nucleotides long. Lineage: Eukaryota; Fungi; Basidiomycota; Agaricomycetes; Agaricales; Hemipholiotaceae. The record is from the annotation of a GenBank genome assembly.